Octodon degus (degu) is the source of this 1662-nucleotide messenger RNA. RefSeq names its product alcohol dehydrogenase E chain. The transcript is spliced from 9 exons. Gene Ontology annotation, molecular function: all-trans-retinol dehydrogenase (NAD+) activity; zinc ion binding. Bases 123 to 1250 code for a protein of 375 amino acids. Lineage: Eukaryota; Metazoa; Chordata; Mammalia; Rodentia; Octodontidae. Gene Ontology annotation, cellular component: cytosol. The record is from RefSeq and is a predicted model, not a curated record. Gene Ontology annotation, biological process: retinol metabolic process; retinoic acid metabolic process.
CGUGUGAAAUUGGCUGCUACUUAAGCAAGCAGAACACUUGUGCAACACAUUUGCUUGUGGACUGGAGCAGGAGAGAAGCCCAGGGAUUCAUUACCCUGGUCUGCAGAGGAGACAGGAGCACCAUGAGCACCGCAGGAAAAGUCAUAAAAUGCAAAGCUGCUGUGCUAUGGGAGACAAACAAACCUUUCUCCAUUGAGGAGGUAGAGGUCGCACCCCCUAAGGCCCAUGAAGUUCGUAUUAAGAUGGUGGCCACAGGAAUCUGUCGCUCUGAUGACCAUGUGGUUAGUGGACACAUAGUGUCCCCUUUUCCUGUGAUCCUGGGCCAUGAGGCAGCUGGCAUUGUGGAAAGCAUUGGAGAAGGGGUGACUUCAGUAAAACCAGGUGAUAAAGUCAUCCCGCUGUUUAUUCCCCAGUGUGGAAAAUGCAGAAGUUGUAAACACCCAGAAAGCAACCUCUGUGUGAAAAAUGAUUUGUCAGGGAAUCCGGGCAAACUGCAGGAUGGCACCACCAGGUUCACCUGCAGAGGAAAGUCCAUCUACCACUUCGUGGGUACCAGCACCUUCUCCCAGUACACAGUGGUGGAUGAGAUCUCCGUGGCCAAAAUUGAUGCAGCCUCACCUCUGGAGAAAGUUUGUCUCAUCGGCUGUGGAUUUUCUACCGGCUAUGGCUCUGCAGUCAAAGUUGCCAAGGUCACCCAGGGCUCCACCUGUGCUGUGUUUGGCCUGGGUGGAGUCGGCCUCUCUGUUAUCAUUGGCUGCAAAGCAGCAGGAGCAGCCAGGAUCAUAGCAGUGGACAUCAACAAAGACAAAUUUGCAAAGGCCAGAGAGGUGGGUGCCACUGAGUGUGUCAACCCUCAAGACUAUGACAAACCUAUUGAGGAGGUACUCCAAGAAAUGAGCAACGGAGGUGUGGAUUUCUCCUUUGAAGUCAUUGGUCGGCUUGACACCAUGGCCUCUGCCUUGCUCUGCUGUGAUAAGUCAUUUGGUGUGAGCGUCAUUGUAGGAGUCCCUCCUGGUUCUCAGACCCUCCCCGUGAAUCCCAUGCUGCUAUUGACUGGACGCACCUGGAAAGGAGGCCUUUUUGGUGGCUUUAAGAGCAAAGAUUCUGUCCCCAAACUUGUGACAGAUUUUAUGGCAAAGAAAUUUCCACUGGAUCCAAUAAUAACCAAUGUUUUACCUUUUGAAAAGAUAAAUGAAGGCUUUGACCUGCUUCGCUCUGGAAAGAGUAUCCGCACCAUUCUGUCAUUUUGAGAAGACACCUUCUCUCCUAUCAGCCCCUGACUCCUCCACACCAGAUCAUCUGAAUCACCGGGCAGACAACAUUAUCAGCUAUUUUUCAGCAAUGUGAUCAAUGCAUUUCUAUUGCACUUGUUAUUGGUGUUUGCUUUAUGGAUACCAUGAUUCUAACAAGUUUCUUUAAGGAAUAAUAGAGUAUUUUAAACUUAUAACACUUAGAUCACUCACAAAACCAAAACUAUACCUUAAUUUUGUUAUAUGUAUUUUGAUUUUGGUGACACAAUUUAUGUCUCUUUAUAUUUUAUAACCUUUAGCAAAUUAUUGACUGAUGUUUUCAACACCCCUGUCUUUAUGCUUCAUAAUACUAUUUGCACAAACAAUAAUUAUUAUAACAAAUAAUUAUCAAUAAAGCACACUUUGUAGACUA